This is a messenger RNA of Blepharisma stoltei, 1980 nucleotides long. NCBI's taxonomy places the organism in Eukaryota, Ciliophora, Heterotrichea, Heterotrichida, Blepharismidae. The record is from the annotation of a GenBank genome assembly.
AUGGAAGUUAAGCUUUCAAAAAAGUUAUAUGAUGAUGAAGAUUCAAGCAGGCUUGAUUUUUUAGUAUCUCUUCCUAUCUGAUGGCCACCUGAAUUAAUAAUAACUUCACUUGAUGAUUUUUCACAGAAUCAAAUAUGGAGUAUAGGCCUGCAUUUCCUUCAGCUAUGCAGCCUUAAAUACACAUUUAAUUAUAUCCGGAAGGCUUUGAAACCCAAAAAUAGAUAUCUAUACUAGUUAAGCAAUUCUGGUAAUGUACUGAGCUGAGACCUUUCAUGAUUGGAUUUUACCUCAAGGGAAAAGCAAGCAGAGAUUUAAGAAAUAGGAAGCUCAAUUAAACUGGUAGGCAAUACAAAUGUCACUCGGACAAUUAUCCAGCGAAACCCGAUAGCUAGCCUCAGGCUUUAGGCUUUCCCUUUACCUUUGGGUUUUUUUAUUAUGAAUAGCCUUCUUUCUACCCAUCAGCCUCAAGGUUUGGCUGAGCCAAUUUUCCAAGCAAGACUUCGUCUUUUUGUCGUAAAUAGGUAAAUUUCUUUUCUAAGAUUCAGAUGGCUGCGUUAACAAAAGGCCUCAGCCUGUCUUUAAAAAUUUUAAUUAAAUUAAGACUUUUCACAGGCCAAAGUAGCCUUAGACCUACCAAUGAUAGUUGAUGAAAAUGCUUCUAUGUUCCCAAUUCCAGGAAAUAAAAUAUUUUGUUAUGGAAAUUUGCAAUGAGUAGGAAUUCGUAAUGAUCCUCGGAAUCUUAGACCUGUAAUAAGUGGGUUUACUUUUAUUAUCAACGAGGAUUUUAGUAUAGAAAUCUUAAAUGAAGGGCCUCCCUGCUACGGGUCAGGAGGUACUUUUUAUGAUGGAAAUAUUUAUAUUUUUGGUGGGCAUAUUAAAACUACCGAAUCUAUACUGUUUAUCUUUGAUUUAAUAGCUAUGCCCAUAAGAUAUAUUUAUUAUAUUGUACAUUAAAACUGCUAAUAGAUAUAAAUCAUUUCUGGGAAAUUAGGCCAGGAUAUUAUACUUGUGAGGCUUCAAAAUAUAAUUUACAAGAAAAAUCUUGAAAAAGGCUUGCAAGUCUUCCAAAUUCGACCUCUUUUUCCUCUUGCAUCGAAUAUAUGGGAUUAAUUUUAAUAGCAGGAAUUAGUAUACAUGCUUAUUAAAAAUAGCUCCCAAAGAUUUUUUUUGGUAGCCAAAUUUAAUCAAAAAAUAAGGCAAAAUGUUUAGCUAACCAAAAAUUCUCGUUUAAGAGCUAAUUAUUGUAAACUAGUAUAGUUCAAAGAAAUCUUUUGCUUAUAAUAUAGAACUAAAUUCUUACUCACUCCCCCCCCCCCCCUCCGUGAGCGAACAAAAAAAUUUUGUUCGCUCACGGAGGGGUUAAUUUUUUUUUUUAAAACAAAUUUAUAUAUAAAUUUUAUAAAAAAUAUUUUUUUCGAAAUUUAAAAAAAUCCUAAUUUGCAAAAAUUGGGAAGCAAAUAUUAAUUUAAUUUGCAAAAUUUAUGUUUUAAAACGCAAUUUGUUUAAAAUUAAACAGAAUUAGCUCUAGAUUUCAUUAUACUAAUUAUCACUUAUAUAUCAAAAUUUUUUUCCAUUAAAAUUUUUUCUAUUAAAAAAAUUUUUGUUCACUCACGGAGGGUGGGUUUUUGGUCAAAAAAUGGCGAUUUUUCUAAUGGUUUUGUUCGCUCACGGAGGGGGGGGGGGGAGUCAGAAUUUUUAGAAGGUGUGGAAGAUUGUAAAAUUCUCUGCAAAUAUGAAGGCUAUGCAUAUUUGCUUAAUCCAGCAGGAAAUAUUUAUGAAAGCGAAUAUAAAAAUCCAUUUGUUUGGAAAAUUAUAAAGAAAUUUGAGACUGAAAAAAUCUAUGAGUUUGUGCGUUUUCAAAUGGUCUAUGAGGAAUUUUUCUAUUUUGUUGAGUAUGUGUAUGGAAAAUAUCAUUAUUAUAGAUUUGAUUUAAUAAAUAAAGAAAUAGAUGGUAGCAGUUGGAGGGAGAAUCUCAAAUAA